Messenger RNA from Nerophis lumbriciformis (worm pipefish), 609 nucleotides. The record is from RefSeq and is a predicted model, not a curated record. NCBI's taxonomy places the organism in Eukaryota, Metazoa, Chordata, Actinopteri, Syngnathiformes, Syngnathidae.
AUGCCCACAGACGAGAACAACGAUGAUGAUGUCUCACUCUUUGACGCGGAAGAGGACGCCGGCCAAAGAUUGUCAAAGAAGACAAACAUUAAGCACCCGGUGGCGUCCUUCUUCCACCUUUUCUUCAGAGUCAGCGCCAUCUUGGUUUACCUUCUCUGCGAGAAGGUCGGCAAUGGCUUCAUCGGCGGCACGGUGGCUGUCAUCCUGCUGCUCUCCUGCGACUUCUGGACCGUCAAGAACAUCACGGGCCGGCUGCUGGUGGCAUUGAGGUGGUGGAACCAAGUGGACGAGGACGGGCAAAGUCGCUGGGUCUUCGAGUCGCGCAAGGGGACCGGGAGAGUGCAAAGCUCCGAUUCAGAGGCUCGCAUCUUCUGGCUGGGUCUGAUCGUAUGUCCGCUCAUUUGGGUGGUGUUUGCUUUCAGCACCCUCUUUCAGUUCAACAUUAAGUGGCUGCCGGUGGUGCUGAUGGGCCUAGUGCUGCAAGGAGCCAACUUGUAUGGAUACGUGCGCUGUAAAGUGGGAGGGAAGACCGACUUGAAAAAUAUGGCCACAAACUACUUUGGCAGGCAGUUUCUCAAACAGACGCUGUCCAAAGAGGAGGAAUCUUAA